ACGUUUUGAAACAUCCCAAUUAGGUUCAGCAAGUGCGUUGGGCGUAACUUUUUGACAGUCUUUAGUUUCAACUUUUUUUCGUGCACUUGAAGCGGGGAAAGUUUGCGCGGCAGUGUGUUUAAUUUAUUCUGUUUUAACGGUUUUAGAAAUGGAUAUUCAGAAACAGAGAGAUGGAUUUCAGACAUCCCUAAAUUUGAAGCUGUCAAAUGGUUAUAUUUUACCUGAAGGUAGAAUGACACCAAACACACUUUUUGUUGGAGGAAUCGACAUGAAGGUGGAUGAGAAUGAAAUCCGGGACUUCUUUGCGAGAUUUGGUGCAGUGAAGGAAGUGAAAAUCAUCACUUACCGCGGCGGCAUCUGUAAAGGAUAUGGAUUUGUUUACUUCAAUGAAGAUGUCGACAUCCAAACCAUCGUUGACCAACAGAUAAGUUUUAAAGGGCGGAAACUGAAGCUGGGUCCAGCAAUCAUGAAGGAAAGGAGCUCACGUUCCAUGCCGUCUCACCUGGUUGGUCAGGUCCCCUGGAUGAGCCCCUCCCAGUACAUCUACUGCACCUGCUGCUCUCCUGUGGGCGUGGCUCAGCCCUCACCUGUACUCAACGGGGGCAAUCCCUACAUCCAGCCUUACUCGUAUAACGGCCUUCAAGGAGUCAUGAUGCCACAGAUGCCCAUGAGCUACUCACAAACCGCCUACGCGUACCAGUACGCUUCACCACACUGGACCGGGGAGCAGAGGACACGGCUUGUCAACCAGAACUUUGUGGACUGUGGAGUCCAGACUCUGCUGACUCUGCUGUAGCCCACUGACCCUCCUGUACCAGGGGGUGAUGUGUGCCAGUCUGCACUGCGACAAGAUGACAUCCUGGCCUUUGGAGUGCUAGAAGCAACAAACUUAAAAAAUCUACAUUACCAGGAUGCUUUCUCUCUCUGACAUCCCUCCCUCGCUCGCUUUGAGACCCAUUUUAACACACCGACCGUGGCGGCUCAACACUUACACCUGAUGGGCGUGGUCACUGACUGUGCUCCAUGAUUGGCUUGGCUAGGACCACGGUCCUGGGGUUUGGACCGCUUUUAAACCACCUCAACCACUGUCACGCAGGGAAGAGAGGAAGUAAUUUUGGUGCCUCAGCAUUUUCAUAACACAAGGCAAUGUGUGGUGUCACAUUUUUUAUUUUUUAGUUUGUGGUUUUUGUUGGGUUUUUUGAUUGUCCCAAACCAAAAGACUUUUACGCUCACCUGUGCAUAUUUAUAUUUUAUUUUGUACUAUUUAUGUUGAAAUUAUUUUAAUGUCGGUUUGUUUGGGUUUAAGCUUUUAGCGGGGCCUCUCUGUACAUAGAUUUGUAAUACAGUAAAUUCAUCUUUAGAAUAGUGAUAUCAAUUAACUUUCCCUUUAUUAAUUCACGUUCCAUCCCCAUACUGCUUCAAUUUAAGAAACUAGUGCGUUGAAUUAUUACGAGGGCAGCAUUGGGCACAACACUAACACAUAUUUCAGGUACUAUUUGUUUUGUUCCUGUCUUAAUAAGCUACUUUAGUCACCAUUUUGUUUUCCAUCACUGUAUUCCAAGUGCCUGCCUGCUUUUCUGUUAUGAGGGGUUUAUUUAGAAUUGGGAUGCACUGGUAUCUCGAGUGUUGCUGUUUCCAAAGUUAUGGAUCCUUUUAUUGUGGCACUGGUCAAUGUUUCUUAGGUUAUGUCCCAAAUGGCACCCUGUUCCCUAUUUAGUGCACUACUUUUGACUAGGAUCCUGAUCAAAAGUAGUGAACUAUAUAGGGUGCCAUUUGGGGAGUUGACUUGGACUGUUCCAGCUCUUCCAAGAGGAAAAUCACUGCGUCAAUUUCCCAUGAAGGUGUUGAUAAACUACUUUUAUAAUGCAGCCUGGGUCGGGAAAUCUUUUUUAAAAUUUUAAUUCACUCAAAUUAAGGACAUAACUAAAAGCAAUGUGUUCCAUCACUACAGUUUGAAGUUCACUUUAUUGAGAGAAAUUGUUGCACUGAUUUUGUGUGUUUAAGAUUAUUUUUUUUCGAGAUGGUGUCAUUUUGAUUUCAUGAAUGAAAAACCCUGACGUAAUCACGUUUCAGGCCAAUGGGUUAACUGGGUGCAUUUAAAUGGGAUAACAUUUGGAUAUAUAGGAUCAUGGGUGGGAUUUCAUAUCAGUAACAUCCAGCAGGUUUGCCCAGGUGUAUGUGGACGUAAGGUUUUGCCUGCCCUGGAUAACCUCUUCUAAAUGUACCCUCGGCAUGCAUAGUUGUACCUUGUCAUGGAUCUCUUGGUUUAGUUUUUUGUCAAUUCCCCUGCUAUGACCCAUGCUAUUCGGUACCCAACGUUGUUUAAAAUGGCACCCUAUUGCUUAUAGUGCACUACUUCUCUGGUCGAAAGUAACAUUUGGGAUGUAACCUAGCCAUUGAUCUUAAAGGAAUCUAAUCAUGUUGAUGGGAAUAUGAUGGUUAGAGCUUUUCUAGAUCACUGUACUGGUUUAAGUUGGGUUCUUGUUGAGGUGUUCUUGUUGAGGUGUUCAUGUUAACAAUUUAAGGUUUGGAUUUUGUUUAAAAUAAAUAAAUAAAUAUAUAAAUACAAAUAAAUUUGAAUUAAGUAAUCA
Oncorhynchus tshawytscha (Chinook salmon) is the source of this 2591-nucleotide messenger RNA. RefSeq names its product deleted in azoospermia-like (gene dazl). The transcript is spliced from 10 exons. Lineage: Eukaryota; Metazoa; Chordata; Actinopteri; Salmoniformes; Salmonidae. The record is from RefSeq and is a predicted model, not a curated record. Gene Ontology annotation, molecular function: mRNA 3'-UTR binding. Bases 149 to 796 code for a protein of 215 amino acids.